Molecule: messenger RNA, 5101 nt
Organism: Vitis riparia (riverbank grape)
Lineage: Eukaryota; Viridiplantae; Streptophyta; Magnoliopsida; Vitales; Vitaceae
Product: probable disease resistance protein At4g27220
Exons: 5
Coding region: 421-4989 (1522 amino acids)
Molecular function (GO): ADP binding; ATP hydrolysis activity
Source: RefSeq, a predicted model, not a curated record
CAUUUUGCUGGUGAGAGCUCUCUUCACAUUUCAUUGCUGAAAUCUUUCAUUUCCUUGUUUCCUUUCUCACAUCAUCAGCCUUAACAUCUCUGCUUCUGUUCUUCAAGUUGAAUCCAAUAGCAGCCAUAUGCUUUUUCUCUCUAUUCCCCUCCAUAGCCCUUUGUCAGAUCGUUUGCAACUCUCCCCACCCUCAUACUCAUUCUGAUCUCCUCUGCUCAUUUUCUUUCUCAUUUUGCUCAUAUGUCUAUGUCGCUCUGCUCCUUUGCUUGCUAAACCUUUCAAUUUCCUUGAUUUCUGGUUUUGCAAUUCUGAUUCCUGUAGCUAUCAGCCUGUUGUUAGUUUACUGCUUCUGUUCUUUUGGCUUUCUGUCAUCGAUCUGAUCUGUGUUCCAAAAGAGAAGAAAGGAGUCGCGAGUAGAAAAUGGUAGAAAUUGUUCUUUCGGUUGCAGCAAAAGUUUCAGAGUACCUGGUUGAUCCAGCUGUACGUCAGCUGGGUUAUCUGUUUAACUACCGUGCCAACAUUGAGGACCUCUCUCAACAGGUUCAGAAGCUGAGCGAUGCCAGGGCUAGGCUGCAGCACUCUGUGGAUGAAGCUAUUGGGAAUGGACAUAUAAUCGAAGAUGAUGUUUGCAAGUGGAUGGAACGUGCUGAUGGGUUCAUAGACAAUGCUUGCAAAUUCCUUGAAGAUGAGAAGGAGGCGCGGAAGAGUUGUUUCAAUGGGUUGUGUCCUAAUUUGAAGUCCCGGUACCGGCUAAGCAGGGAAGCAAGGAAGAAGGCAGGGGUUUCUGUUCAAAUCCUUGGAGAUGGCCAAUUUGAGAAGUUAUCAUAUCAGGGGCCUCUGCAAGGGAUAAGGUCUGCACCUUCCGAAGCUUUAGGAUCUAGAAUGUUGACUUUGAAUGAAGUCAUGGAGGCCUUAAGGGAUGCCAAGAUCAACAAGAUCGGGGUAUGGGGGUUGGGCGGUGUCGGGAAGACCACGCUGGUGAAACAAGUGGCUGAACAAGCUGCUCAAAAGAAGUUGUUCGACAAGGUGGUCACGGCAGAUGUGUUAGAGACUCCAGACUUAAAAAAAAUUCAAGGGGAACUUGCAGACUUUCUAGGUAUGAAAUUUGAGGAGGAGAGUGAACAGGGAAGAGCAGCUCGACUAUAUCAGAGGAUGAAGGAGAUUAAGACCAUCCUCAUCAUCUUGGAUGAUAUUUGGGCGAAACUUGACUUGGAGAAAAUAGGAAUUCCUUCUCCAGAUCACCACAAAGGAUGCAAAUUAGUGCUAACUUCUAGAAAUGAACACAUCUUGUCCAAUGAGAUGGAUACUCAAAAGGAUUUUCGAGUUCAACCUUUGCAAGAAGAUGAAACAUGGAUUUUAUUUAAGAACACAGCUGGUUCCAUUGAAAAUCCAGAGUUGCAACCUAUAGCUGUUGAUGUAGCAAAAGAAUGCGCGGGUUUGCCACUUGCAAUAGUAACUGUGGCAGCGGCAUUGAAGGGCGAGAAGAGUGUGUCCAUUUGGGAGGAUGCCCGGCUACAACUGAAAUCGCAAACCUCGACUAACGUAACAGGACUGACAACAAAUGUAUACUCAAGUCUGAAGUUGAGCUACGAACACUUGAAGGGAGUUGAAGUGAAGUCAUUUUUCUUGCUUUGUGGUUUAAUUUCUCAAAAUGAUAUUCAUAUUAGGGACUUGUUGAAAUAUGGUGUGGGUCUGCGAUUAUUUCAAGGAACUAAUACAUUGGAAGAGGCGAAAAAUAGAAUAGAUACAUUGGUUGACAACCUCAAAUCCUCAAAUUUUUUACUAGAAACUGGCCAUAAUGCAGUUGUUAGAAUGCAUGAUCUUGUUCGGAGUACUGCCAGAAAAAUUGCAUUCGAGCAACGUCAUGUGUUUACACACCAGAAGACUACUGUAAGAGUGGAAGAAUGGUCAAGGAUAGAUGAACUCCAGGUCACCUGGGUAAACCUGCAUCGCUGUGAUAUUCAUGAACUUCCAAAAGGGCUGGUAUGUCCAAAACUUGAAUUUUUUGAAUGUUUUCUAAAGACCCAAUCGGCAGUGAAAAUCCCAAACACAUUUUUUGAAGGGAUGAAACAACUCAAAGUAUUAGAUUUAACUAGAAUGCAACUUCCAUCGCUGCCCUUAUCACUUCAGUGCCUUGCAAAUCUUCGAACAUUGUGUUUGGAUGGAUGCAAGUUGGGAGACAUUGUUAUAAUUGCAGAGCUAAAGAAAUUAGAAAUUCUUAGCCUUAUGUAUUCUGAUAUUGAAAAGUUGCCCAGAGAAAUAGCACAGUUGACUCAUCUGAGGCUGUUCGAUUUGAAGGGUUCUUACAAACUAAAAGUAAUUCCACCAGAUGUCAUAUCAAGCUUGUCCCAAUUAGAGGAUUUGUGUAUGGAAAAUAGCUUUACUCAAUGGGAGGGGGAAGGAAAGAGUAAUGCUUGCCUUGCUGAGUUGAAACAUUUGUCUCAUUUAACCGCUUUGGACAUACAAAUAUCAGACGCCAAGUUGCUGCCAAAAGACAUAGUCUUUGAUACCUUGGUGAGAUAUAGAAUAUUUGUAGGUGAUGUCUGGAGCUGGGGAGGAAUUUUUGAAGCCAAUAAAACAUUGAAGCUCAACAAGUUCGAUACAAGCCUCCAUCUGGUGGAUGGUAUCAUCAAGUUGUUGAAGAGAACCGAAGAUCUACACUUGCGUGAAUUGUGUGGUGGUACUAAUGUUCUUUCCAAAUUAGAUGGGGAGGGUUUUUUAAAAUUAAAGCAUCUCAAUGUCGAAAGCAGUCCAGAGAUUCAAUAUAUUGUGAACUCGAUGGAUCUGACUCCAUCACAUGGUGCCUUUCCUGUUAUGGAGACCUUGUCUCUCAAUCAGCUGAUUAACUUGCAAGAGGUAUGCCAUGGCCAAUUUCCAGUAGGGUCCUUUGGUUGCUUGAGAAAAGUGGAAGUGGAAGAUUGUGAUGGCUUGAAAUUUCUCUUCCCGUUGUCUGUGGCUAGAGGCCUUUCCCGACUUGAAGAAACAAAAGUAACCAGAUGCAAGAGUAUGGUUGAGAUGGUUUCUCAAGGAAGGAAAGAAAUAAAAGAAGAUGUUGUUAAUGUGCCUCUGUUCCUUGAAUUGAGAUCCUUGACAUUAGAGGACUUACCCAAGCUCAGUAAUUUCUGCUUUGAGGAGAACCCAGUGCUUUCCAAGCCUGCAAGCACAAUUGUUGGUCCUAGUACACCACCUCUCAACCAACCGGAGAUAAGGGAUGGCCAACUUCUGCUUUCCUUGGGUGGCAACCUCCGGUCUCUCAAGUUGAAGAAUUGCAUGUCACUGUUGAAAUUAUUCCCACCUAGUUUGUUACAGAAUUUGCAAGAACUCACAGUGGAAGACUGUGAUAAACUGGAACAAGUAUUUGAUCUUGAAGAGCUAAAUGUUGAUGAUGGGCAUGUUGAGCUCCUCCCUAAAUUAAAAGAACUGACGUUGAUUGGUCUACCAAAGUUGAGGCAUAUAUGCAACUGUGGCAGCUCCAAAAAUCAUUUCUCUUCUUCUAUGGCUUCUGCUCCUGUAGGCAAUAUCAUCUUCCCUAAAUUAAGCGAUAUUUUACUGAAAUCUUUGCCCAACCUCACAAGCUUCGUCUCCCCUGGAUAUCAUUCCCUCCAAAGGCUUCACCAUGCAGACCUUGAUACCCCCUUCCCGGUGCUCUUUGAUGAAAGGGUUGCAUUUCCUAGCUUCUUGUUCUUAGAAAUCUCGGGACUGGAUAAUGUGAAAAAAAUAUGGCCCAACCAAAUUCCUCGAGAUUCCUUCUCCAAACUAGAAGCGGUGACCGUAUCAUCAUGUGGACAAUUGUUGAAUAUUUUUCCAUCUUGUAUGCUGAAAAGGUUACAGAGUCUAGGGUUUCUGAUCGUAGAGGAUUGUAGUUCAUUAGAAGCGGUUUUUGAUGUGGAAGGGAUAAAUGUGAAUGUGGAUUGUAGUUCAUUAGGGAAUACGUUUGUAUUCCCUAAAAUAACUUUGCUCGCUCUCUGCAAUCUACCUCAACUCAGGAGUUUCUACCCGGGGGCACAUACUUCACAGUGGCCAUUGUUGAAAUAUCUGACAAUGGAGAUGUGUCCUGAACUCGAUGUAUUUGCAUUCCAACAAAGACAUCAAGAGGUAAAUCUUGAUGUUGCAUUUCCUAAUUUGGAGGAAUUAGCAUUGGGUCAAAACAGAGAUACAGAAACAUGGCCAGAGCAAUUUCCAGUGGAUUCCUUUCCCAGACUAAGAUUUUUGGGUGUAUAUGACUAUAGAGAUAUUUUGGUUGUGAUUCCUUCCUUUAUGCUUCAAAGAUUACAUAAUCUGGAAGUACUUAAAGUGAAAAGAUGUAGUUCAGUCAAAGAGGUAUUCCAACUUGAAGGACUUGACGAGGAAAAUCAAGCCAAGAGGCUUGCACGGUUAAGAGAAAUAUGGUUGUUUAAUCUUCCUCGGCUGACGCAUUUGUGGAAGGAAAACUCCAAACCAGGCCCUAAUUUGCAAAGUCUAGAGAGUCUUGAAGUGUUGAAUUGUGAAAGUUUGAUAAAUUUGGUACCAUCCUCGGUAUCUUUCCAGAAUCUAGCUACUCUAGAUGUGCAGUCUUGUGGUAGUCUGAGAAGUUUGAUAUCACCCUCAGUAGCUAAAAGUCUGGUAAAACUCAAAACACUCAAAAUAGGUGGAUCAGAUAUGAUGGAAGAAGUAGUUGCCAACGAAGCAGGGGAAGCAACAGAUGAGAUUACUUUCUACAAAUUACAACACAUGGAGCUUCUGUAUUUGCCAAACCUCACAAGCUUCAGUUCAGGUGGUUAUAUAUUCUCAUUCCCAUCCUUGGAGCAGAUGCUGGUGAAAGAAUGCCCCAAGAUGAAAAUGUUCUCUUCAAGCCUCGUAACUACACCAAGGCUAGAAAGAAUAAAAGUGGGAGAUGAUGAGUGGCCUUGUCAGGAUGAUCUGAAUACCGCCAUCCAUAAUUCGUUUAUAAAUGCACAUGGUAAUGUUAAGGCUGAGAUUGUGGAAUUGGGAGCUGGUUCAGCAUUAUGAUUACAUCAUGUUUUGUUCUUGGGAAUGUUACUCUUUGGUUGGAUUGAUUCCAUGUUAAUGCAAUAUGUAUCACUUUAUCUCAAUCUAUUUGGUUAUAUUUUAGGUUUAUAUA